Gorilla gorilla gorilla (western lowland gorilla) is the source of this 899-nucleotide messenger RNA. It is a transcript of the gene IQCF3, whose product is annotated as IQ motif containing F3. The transcript has 5 exons. NCBI's taxonomy places the organism in Eukaryota, Metazoa, Chordata, Mammalia, Primates, Hominidae. Bases 380 to 844 code for a protein of 154 amino acids. Gene Ontology annotation, molecular function: calmodulin binding. The record is from RefSeq and is a predicted model, not a curated record.
GGAUGAAGCCUACUUGAUCAUGGUGGAUUAGCUUUUUGAUGAACUGCUGGAUUCAGUUUGCAAGUACUUUGUUAAGGAUUUUUGCAUAAAUGUUUGUCAAGGAUAUUGACCUAAAGUUUUGUUGUUGCCAGGUUUUGGUAUCAGGAUGAUGCUGGCCUCAUAGAAUGAGCUGGGGAGGGGCCUUUCCUCCUCAAUUUUUUGGAAUAGUUUCAGUAGGAAUGGCACCAGCUCUUCUUUGUUCAUCUGAUAGCAUUCAGCUGUGGAUCCUUCUUGUCCUGCGCUUUAUUUUGUUGAGAGUUGCCCACAGAAGUCAACAGGACAGCCAGGUCAGGAAACAGCAACCAGAGGGAGAUGAUCACCUGAACCACUGCUCCAAACCAUGGGCAGUAAAUGCUGUAAAGGUGGUCCAGAUGAAGAUGCAGUAGAAAGACAGAGGCAGCGGAAGUUGCUUCUUGCACAACUGCAUCACAGAAAAAGGGUGAAGGCAGCUGGGCAGAUCCAGGCCUGGUGGCGUGGGGUCCUGGUGCGCAGGACCCUGCUGGUUGCUGCCCUCAGGGCCUGGAUGAUUCAGUGCUGGUGGAGGACGUUGGUGCAGAGACGGAUCCGUCAGCAGCGGCAGGCCCUGUUGAGGGUCUACGUCAUCCAGGAGCAGGCGACGGUCAAGCUCCAGUCCUGCAUCCGCAUGUGGCAGUGCCGGCAAUGUUACCGCCAAAUGUGCAAUGCUCUCUGCUUGUUCCAGGUCCCAGAGAGCAGCCUUGCCUUCCAGACUGAUGGCUUUUUACAGGUCCAAUAUGCAAUCCCUUCAAAGCAGCCAGAGUUCCACAUUGAAAUCCUAUCAAUCUGAAAGGCCUGGGGCAUGGAGAACAGGCUGCACUGCCCUAAUAAAUGUCUGACCAGGU